UACAUCCAACAAAGUAACAACUACAACCAUGGCCUCUACCCUCCUAACCUCUAAACAUGUGGCCUACAUCCAAUCCCUCGAUACCAAGCGCGACCGCCUAGAUUACCACUUAACCUCGCACCUCCGUCUCUCAGGCGUCUACUGGGGCCUCACCUCCCUCCACCUCCUCAACCACCCAACAGCUCUCCCCCGUUCUGAAACUAUCGACUUUGUGAAGUCCUGCUACCACCCUUCCUCCGGCGGCCUCGGCGCCUCGCCCGGACACGACCCACACCUCCUUUACACCCUCUCCGGUAUUCAAAUACUCGCUACCAUCGACGCACUCGAUGAAAUAGAUGGCGAUAAAGUUGUCGAAUACGUCUCCAAGCUACAGAACCCCGACGGGAGCUUUUCGGGUGAUGAAUGGGGGGAGGUGGAUUCCAGAUUUGUCUACUGUGCGUUGAGCACGCUGUCAUUACUCGGGAGGCUGGGCGAUGCGCCCGGAGUUUCGGCGGAGGGGGCAGUGGGGUUUGUGCUUAGGUGUUUGAACGCUGAUGGAGGGUUUGGGAUGGCACCGGCGGCCGAGAGCCAUGCCGGACAGAUAUUCACUUGCGUUGGGGCGUUGAAGAUUGCGGGGGUUUUUGAGAAGUCGUUGUCGGAGGAUCAGGUUAACCUACUGGGGGACUGGCUGUGCGAGAGGCAGCUACCGAAUGGAGGGCUUAAUGGACGGCCGGAGAAACUGGAGGAUGUGUGUUAUUCCUGGUGGGUGUUGAGCAGUAUGGCUAUGAUUGGGAAAUUACAGUGGAUUGAUAGGGAGAAGCUAGUCGAGUUCAUACUUUCUUGUCAAGAUGAGGAGAACGGGGGGAUUGCCGACAGGAAGGGAGAUGUAGCGGAUGUUUUUCACACAGUCUUUGGGGUUGCUGGCUUGAGUUUGUUGGGCUACGAGGGACUCAAGGAGGUUGAUCCUGUUUAUUGUAUGCCAAAGGAUGUUACUGACAGGAUUGUAUGGAAUCAUCGAAAGAUUCUUACAACUUAAAGCCCUCAAAAAUUACUUCAUAAGCAA
This is a messenger RNA of Tuber melanosporum (Perigord truffle), 1042 nucleotides long. RefSeq lists its product as uncharacterized. The record is from RefSeq and is a predicted model, not a curated record. The coding region runs from base 29 to 1015 and encodes 328 amino acids. Gene Ontology annotation, molecular function: Rab geranylgeranyltransferase activity. The transcript has a single exon. Gene Ontology annotation, biological process: protein geranylgeranylation. Gene Ontology annotation, cellular component: Rab-protein geranylgeranyltransferase complex. Lineage: Eukaryota; Fungi; Ascomycota; Pezizomycetes; Pezizales; Tuberaceae.